Molecule: messenger RNA, 2507 nt
Organism: Argiope bruennichi
Lineage: Eukaryota; Metazoa; Arthropoda; Arachnida; Araneae; Araneidae
Exons: 3
Coding region: 606-1601 (331 amino acids)
Source: RefSeq, a predicted model, not a curated record
CUGCAUUGCUUAACCGCUUCAAUGCCUUUCUAGUAUCACAGUCGCUUACAUUUCAUACGAAACAAAAAUCUCCACAAUAUCUGAAUUAUUGUAAUACAUGAAAAAUUGGGAAUUUUCUUCAUCGUAUUUCAGUUCCUUCAUUUCUACAACUCUUUCUUCAUUGAGUGUUCUUCUUCCCGAGUGUUAGUUAAUCCUCUGAAACCAAAAAGUCGAGUUGAAUCUCCUGUAUGUCGAAUUUGAUGAAAGUAGACAUUUUUCUGCAGAAUAAGAAUUAAAAUAAGUGCUACCUCUUUAUUUCACUCUGAGGUGACGAUCUCGCUGCAAAUGAAAAAAGAAAAAGCACUUCUGAAUCUUCAAUGUAGAAACGGAUUCUGUAGAGAAAACCAAAGUUUAUGAAAAUGAAGGUUUUAUUUUACGAAUAAACACACAUUUAAAAGAAACAUAUUCUAUUUUAAGCGACAUAAAAACAGAUGUACAAGAAUAAGAAGUGCAAAAUCUUAAAUUAACAGUACAGAUAUCAGCUGUUUUGGUUUAUUGUCCUUCAGACAAGAUUUUCACUCGCUGAACUCUCAAAUACUGCUUCGAUUAUUUCGCUUUUAACAAUUAUGGAGAAGCAGCUGAGUUUCGUGCUGAAGUUAUCACUGCAGGAAAUGGCUCUGAGGAAAGUGGCCAUCAAUUUAUGGAACGAAAAUGAUAUUUUGACUUCGAUUGUUAACUUCCGAAUCAGUGCUCUUCCUGGCGACGAUUUUGCAGACAUAAUUCUGUAUAUGGAAAAAAGAGGAACUCUUAAUAAAAAGUUACAACAAAUUGUCGAAGAUGAAGUUAAAAAUAAAGUGGUCAAACUUGCUUUACCCCAAUCACUACAGAAGCAGCUGAUGCGUAUAAUUAAACCAGUUGGUUCACAAAUGCUAAAAUGGAAAAUGUCGUUCCACAAUGAACAUAUGAUCGACUCACCAGAAGAUUUUGAUAUCGAUAUUUUAAAACAACUGCAUUGGACAUCUGUAGGUGUAGUCGAUUAUCAAAAAACAGCUGAAAAUCUUGUACGUCACGAAAUGUUAAAUCCUCACAAUCGGUACAAAUUAGCCUGUUUGUAUAGCUUGGUUGAUUACAUUCCAGAACUUUGGAAAGAACUGCCUGAAGAAUCGAAGGCGAUUUUUUACAGCGAUGUUGUCCUUCGGUCAAAUUUAGAAUUGCAACUGUCAUCUUAUUGGGCCUACAUAGUUACAGCGAAAGAAUCAGAACUAUGUAAUAUAUUUGCAAAACGAUAUGGUGAAGGGAUGUCCUUUCAUCAGUAUGCAUUUCGUUGCGCAGCACGUGAAGGCAAUAGAGCAAUAACUGAAUACUUUUUUCAAAAACUCACCCGUGAAGAACGAGACGUUCAUUUUUUAAGAACAGUCCGUAAAAUCAUAAGAAAAGGACGCAGAUAUUUAAAUAAAGAGUUCCUCGACUUUGCAAUGGAAAAACUUUCUGAUGUCUUAACACUUUACCUACCGGUAGCGGUUCGAACAUACUAUGCCAUUUCACCGCCCGCUCAGCUGCCGCUCAGCUGCGAACGACAGCUGAAUUUUUUUCAGGGCAUGCUGAAUUGGUGGAAAACGUAGUCACCACAGAUCGGUCAAAAGUCGAUUAAUCGACGACCGGUCGGUAAGCGCUGGGGAGCAAACGUCGAAUAAUCGACGACCGGUUGGUAAGCGCUGAGAACAAAACGUCGAUUAAUCGACGGCCGGUCGGUAAAGUGUUAAGCUACUUGUUAUCCUUGAUGAGUAACGAAGAGAAGAUGCAAGUAUUAAAGGAGCAUCCUUGCGAAGUUUUAGCUUGCUUUCUGGAUUGGCCAUGGCACGAUCUUUGUUUGGAUAUCGCAGAUCUUAUCUGGACAUUUCUUCCUAAACACCUAUACGCCUACUUGAUUACAAAUAUUAUAGACAGUAUAACAUAUUCAGGUGGCUACUUCCCAGAAUUGCUCCAGAAAUUUUUUGUGAGCAGUCCCAUCGAUUUUAAAGUACAAAUUGUUACUUACGAAAUGAAAUUAGGUUCUUUGUUUAAACACUUUUUCGAUGCAGAAGAUACAGAAAGUAUCGAAAUCGUUUUCAGGAAUAUCGAUGUGAAGGAGAGAGGGAUUCUUCUCUCUUGUUUCUUUUAUCAUUUCGAUUCUCUUGUAAUGUCCGACAAAUGGCAUUUGAUAAAAGCGUGCAUUCGAGCAGGAGCGCCAUCUAAAGAGAACAAGGACAAACUGAAAAAAAUUUAUAUGGCAUUCCUCUCACGCUGUUUUUCACGGGAUAUAUCUGAGUCUAGAAAGAAUCAAUGGGAAAUGUUCUUUGAACUGCUCGAUACCGAUGCGAAUGCUCUUAGCGAAAAAAAAGCAGUCACUAAGUAGAAAAAAAGUAGAGAUCAAAGUUAAGGAAACUGAAGUGAAGAGAUUAGAAAUUUUCUACCAUUUCUAAAAUGGAUUCAUUGUAUUAUUGUACACUUUAAAUGACAAAAAAAAUAAAGUUCUAUUUUAUAUCAUA